AGCAGCAGCAGCGGCAGCAGCAGUGAAAGCAGCGAAAGAAGCGGCUUUGUCGACUCCCUCUUGCUCCUCCUCUCCCUCUCCCGCUGUCCCGCAGCCUCUCCCGCUCUCCCUUUCCCGCUGUCCCCUCCUCUCCCAGUCUCUCUCUCCCCAUGCCCGGCCGGGCCAUGCCCCCGGCCCGCCCCCGGCCCCGGGCGGGGCUGCCCCAUCCCCGUCUUCAUCCCCGGCCGUCCCGCCGCGGUCUCGCCCCCGCCCGGCUCUGGCCGUGCUGGCGCUGGCGCUGCUGGGCGGGCAUCAGUGCCUGGGGCUGGGGCGGCAUCGCCGCCCUUUGGCUCCGCCUGGCCCGAGCCCGGCCCUGGCCCCGACGUGGGCUCCAGUCCCAGCCCCGGCGCCGGCUCCUCCUGGGCCCCGCGGAGGACACAGGCGGCGCGGCCGCUGCCGCCGCCUCCGCUGCGGCUUCCCCAGCCCGAGCUCCGCCGCUCGGCAGCGCGGCCGCCGGCCCCGAGCCGCCACUGUCCCGUUGCCAGGAGAGAACGCCUGGGCAUGGCCGGCCCGGGGCGCUCGGGGGGCGCUCGGGGGCCGCUCCUGGCCCCGGGCCGAGUGCUGACAGCCGCGUCCCGCCCGCAGGGAAGGCGCAGGAGGCCCUGCAGGAGCGGUACCGGCUGGGUUCGCUGCUGGGCAGCGGCGGCUUCGGCAGCGUCUUCGCGGCCACGCGGCUCUCGGACGGCGCCCUGGUGGCCAUCAAAAGGGUGCCGCAGGAUCGCAUCCGGCACUGGGGCGAGCUGCCCGACGGCACCAGCGCACCCCUGGAGAUCGUGCUGCUGGCCAAGGUGGCCUCUGGCUGCGCUGGUGUCAUUCAGCUCCUGGAGUGGCUCGAGCUCCCCGACAGCUUCUUGCUGGUGCUGGAGCGCCCGGAGCGGUGCCAGGACCUGUCGGGUUUCCUGGCGGAGCGGAGGUUCCUGCCGGAGGAGGAGGCGCGGGGGCUGUUCCGCCAGGUGCUGGAGGCCGUGCGGCACUGCACCAGCUGCGGGGUCCUGCACAGGGACAUCAAGCCCCAGAACAUCCUGCUCGACCUGGCCACCGGGCAGCUGAAACUGAUCGAAUUUGGCUGUGGCGCCUUCCUCCAAGACACAGCCUACACCCAGUUUGCAGGAACCCUGUCCUACAGCCCACCAGAGUGGAUCCACCACCGACGCUACCAUGGCGAGGCAGCGACCAUCUGGUCCCUGGGCCUCCUGCUGUGCCACCUGGUCAUGGGCAAGCACCCGUUCAGGAGGGGCCAGGAGAUCAUCUGGGGGCGGAUCUUGUUCCCACGACGGCUCUCUCAAGAGUGCCAGGAUGUCAUUAAGAGGUGUUUGUCCAUGCAGCCCUUGGACAGGCCAUCCUUAGAAGAGCUUUUCUGUGAUCCUUGGGUGCAGGGUGUUCCUCUGCCCUAGAGGAUGGGAGAGAUCCAGGUGCACAGUUGGAUCCAGGGGCCUGGCAGCUGGGGCCCUGGGCAGAACCCUGACAGCCUGGUCUGGCCCCAGGGAAGGAGAAGGAGCCCCUGGAGAAGCUGCACCAGGUGGGGCUGCUGCUGCUGGAGACACCAAGGACAACCUCAAGGAUGACAAUCUCUUCCU
Messenger RNA from Vidua chalybeata, 1616 nucleotides. Its product is annotated as serine/threonine-protein kinase pim-1-like. The record is from RefSeq and is a predicted model, not a curated record. The transcript is spliced from 6 exons. Lineage: Eukaryota; Metazoa; Chordata; Aves; Passeriformes; Viduidae. Gene Ontology annotation, molecular function: ATP binding; protein serine/threonine kinase activity. Gene Ontology annotation, cellular component: cytoplasm. The coding region runs from base 150 to 1433 and encodes 427 amino acids. Gene Ontology annotation, biological process: protein autophosphorylation.